This is a messenger RNA of Conger conger (European conger), 3874 nucleotides long. It is a transcript of the gene gsap, whose product is annotated as gamma-secretase activating protein. The transcript has 31 exons. Gene Ontology annotation, biological process: positive regulation of amyloid-beta formation. Lineage: Eukaryota; Metazoa; Chordata; Actinopteri; Anguilliformes; Congridae. The record is from RefSeq and is a predicted model, not a curated record. Bases 276 to 2840 code for a protein of 854 amino acids. Gene Ontology annotation, cellular component: trans-Golgi network.
CGUAGCUGGAACUCAAUGGGAAUUCUCCUCUGCGUAGAAAACCGGCGACUCUGCGGAUAUUGACAUGUGGGGCGUGCACUUUGUUCUCGUGUUAACAAAAUGAGGAUAACAAUAUCCGUCUAAGGGGAGGAACAUUUUUUAACUACGCUAUCACAUGAUGUCGCGUUUGCCACAAAAACCGUUUCCGUAGCAGAGUAACUUAAUUUUCCGGUCCGGUGCAAGUUUCUUCUCAUGUUUGACUGAGCGGAAGUAGCAGACCGAAUAUAUUUCUCCAUAUGCUUACUUUACUCACAACUUUCGAUCUUCAGAAAGAUGUUAUUUCACAUAUUUCAACUAAGGACGACCCAGCGAGACGAAUAAAAGCAGAAGUAGACGCCAGAAUUCUCAACGUGGAAAAGGAUGGAGGUGUUCUGUAUUCAUGGAAAGGGUCCACAGGCAACACCAGGAUAGGGAAGUAUGAUCCCAGCACCAAGCAAAAUAAGCUCCUCUACACUUUUGACAAGGAGGUGCUUGUCAGCAGCUGCUCUGUAAACAAGGAAGAGACACUGCUUGCUGUCAGUCUGUCACAGGAUGCAAAGGCAGAGGACCGUUUGCAAUCCGUUUCAAAGUGUAAAACGCUGCUGAUCGAGAUCUGUCCGCAAAACAACAUCAAAGUCCUGAAAGCCGUCGACUGUAGAAUCAGAGUCCAGUUUUUAGACCCUGAAACUGAGAAGAAAAAUGUGCGUGAGAGUCACCUCCUGCUGCUUGCAGAAGAUGGAUACGUUGAACAAUUCCAUAUAUUCCUUGUCAAACAAGAAGGGUACAGAGUGGUGAUUCAGAACCCAGAACGCCUGGUCAAAGACAGGGUUGCUGAAGAUUUCACCUGGGUGCAGUGGGACGUGGAGGCACAGAGACUCUUCUACCUCACCUCCAGGGAAAAAUCCAUGUUGAGAUGUGUGCAGUUUUACCCAGACUGCAACUUUGAAACUCUGUUUGAACUGCCGCUGGAGUUGCCUGCCAGCCUGUUCAGCUCCGUGAGGUUCACUAACUUGGGAUAUGACCAUUAUAAUGAUGAGGUGUGGGAAGAUGGAGGAGGGAAGCUUCUGGUCUUCACCAGUAGAACAGGCAACAUGUGUGUGUGCUAUAGCCACCCUGUACAAGCUAGCGGGGACUUUGCUUACACAGUCGCCUUUGUGCACAGAGGCUAUAGUAAGACCUUCAGCGUGUCCAUACAGGGAGACACACCGCCCAGGGCCAGAGACCUGCUGUUUCUCUCCCUGGAUUAUUACAUCGUGGUGUACCUGGCCGGGCACUUCCUGCAUUUCAUCAACAGCAGGCAGCAGGAUCUGCCCUGCCACAGCCUCUUCCUCUCUGGCGGAGAUGCCAGACUGGGUCAGCUCGGGCCCAGCAGUGAGGUUCUGACCCUCCCUGACGCCACGCUGCUGGAUGUGCGGUCCGGGACGAUGUGCAGGGUCGGGAUCAGCCACUCCGCCCUGCUGGACCUCCUGUGCCAGAGCAGACUGGACGCUCAGCGGCUGGCCUGCCUGCACUGCAUGCUGGUCUACAUGAGCCCCGACCCGGAGGUUGAGCUGAAGAUCAUACACUGGAUCUGUGAGAAUGUCAUGGCUUUGGAGAACUUUGAUCAGAUUCAGGAAUUCAUACUGGCUUCCCUGUACAGGAUGGUGUACCAGCAGUCUCUCAGUCUGGAUAAAGUCUUGCCAUAUUCAUCUGUGCUCGAGAGGAAGGACUUGCCUGUGUGUCUGAAAGAGAUCCCUGGUGUGAAGUGUUCCUCUGAGCUCCUCUGUGAGCCAGUGUUUCGAGGAAAGCCCAGGCACUUCAAAGGAUACUGGGAGGAACUCCGGUGGAACAUGGAGAAGAUGAAAUACUUUGAAGCAGUUCCAAACCCAAGAUACAGAACCUCUCUGAUCCAGGCAGAUUGGUCCCGCUUGCUGGCCCAAAUGAAUUCAGAGGAGAAGAAGCCUGCCAACAGUUUUCGACACAUUGAGGAGAAUACCAAAAAAGUGCUGUCCAUGGUGGAUACCUGGCGUUUAGACAAGAAGGUGGUGCCCCUCUUUCAGGAGGAGGAUCAGCAGCAGAGGGCGCUGAUAGGCCUGAUGGUGGACAAAUUGAGGGAACACUUGAACAGGCAUUUACUUAGCCUGGGAAAGAAGAAGAUUGACACACUCGUUGUCAAUUACGUCGCAAAGCUGCUGGAGCUGGUCAGAAACAUGCUGGAGACGGUGUGGUUGAAGUACGAGCUGGGCCCUCACGUGCUGUCUUUUAAGCAGAAGGGUGGUCGGAAUGAGUGGGCCGUCUUUCACGUGAUGAGCCGCAUUCUGGAAGCUACGAAAGGCCUGUGUCUACCCCUCCCUCCUGGAUACCACACUUUGCUGUCCGUGCUUGGGGUGCGCUGUCUUCCACGGCACACCUUCCUGCAGUAUGUGGACCAUGGCCUGCUGCAGCUCACUGAGACCUUUGUGUCACGCCUAAUGACAGACCUGGACAACAGCGAUGACAAUGAAAAGCUCAAGUUUAGUAUUCUAAAGAGACUUCCUGAGUCCAGGGAACAGAAGCUCUUCCAGCUGUGGGAUCACCCAAUAAGCUCGGCUUGUAUAUCCAGGAAAUACGUCCAAGGGCUCCUUGCGAAACACGCCAAGACAAAAGGCUCCGUCUUCAGGGAGAGGGAGAAGUCGUGCUUCCAGCCUCAGUUCCUGCCUCUCAUCUACCUCACCAAAAUUCUCUCCGAUAUGGAAAGUCAAGUGCUGAACCCGUUUGAGGAGCAGGAGCACGUGGACGCCAGGUUUGUUGAGGAGACCGCGCUGAAACAGACCCUCAUCUUGUUGGGGCUGGAGGACAAGUGAGGACGGACUGCAAGGCCGGCCUGAAGAGGAGCCCCUGAAGACUAACACCAGUGUGCAAAGGCCUCUCUCACACCUUGCCAUCCUAAUACACAUGGUUCAUGUGCACUAGGACCCAAGAUCUGGUCCUAGGUGGGUGCAAGGCACGGUGUGGGAUGUUACUCAUCAGCCCUCUAUGAGUUGGGGACUUCACAUGUGGAAGGGUCUGGUCUUUAUAAGUUAUGUGUUCUGCUCCUGAAUUUGCAGAAGGGCUGUGUCUUCCACAUAUAGACACAAAUGUCUUUCAUUAGUUUGCUAGCCCUGAGGGACAGAAAAUGAAAAAGACCGUGGCACAUGGUGUCUGCAUUCUCCACCGUGCCUCUAAUAUAUUCCAUAGGGUUUCCCCAAAAAAAAAAAAAAAAAAAAAAAAAAAGGAACCAGGUGCUACUGGACAUAUUACCAGUGAAACUGAAACAAACGAUUCUGGUCCUCAUACUACAGCAGGUGGACUACAUUCGGUGGAAUUUUGGGCACUUUCAGUGCGCGACGGUGCCCUGAAGGGAGCUCGGCAACACUUCUGGGAAAUGGCUGACUCGGAACAUCUUGGACUGCUCUCCGGGAAAGCUAAUUAGAGGAGAGGUAAUUACUGGGUCCGGCUGCAGUAUUGCUCCACUGAGGCUGUGAAGCAGCAGUGUAAUUUCCGAUUCUCAGUGAGCAGUUGUGAAAUCAACUGCACUCAGCCUCUCCCGAUUGAAAACGGGAACCCCCCCCCCACAAGCUUACUGCAAAACGGGAAGCAUCCUCACUUUCUGAGGGCGAUACACUUUUGCUGUAUAUUUCCUUUCCCAGUGACCUGUUAGUGAUUAUCAGGGGGUAAUGAACUGUGAUAAGCACAUUUGGAAAAUUGGUGUAUUAGACCCAAAAUAAAUCUUGCAUACUGAUAAACUGGAAAAGGGAUUUUUUUUAAAAACGCGUUUGUGUUUUUCAAACAGCGUGGACCCCGCUGUAUUGUACAACUAAUUGUACAUUGUAAAUAAAAAUACACCUUUGAAGAUGAA